Apis mellifera (honey bee) is the source of this 2038-nucleotide messenger RNA. RefSeq lists its product as uncharacterized. The record is from RefSeq and is a predicted model, not a curated record. Bases 100 to 849 code for a protein of 249 amino acids. NCBI's taxonomy places the organism in Eukaryota, Metazoa, Arthropoda, Insecta, Hymenoptera, Apidae. The transcript has 4 exons.
GAUCUCAAAGCUUAUUUGCCGGAAGCUACGCGUCCCCGGAUCUUCAUAUCAGAUUCAUCUAUGAUAUAAAGCACCUAACACGAACGGAUACCCAUUCAAAUGACCAAUGAAUGCUGGAUAACGAUGGUGAAACUACGUGUAUCCGUUGUUUUAAUAUUGCUCGCGUCUGUCAAUUUGGUGGAACCGCUGGUACAGGAAGGUUUAUCUAAAUUUUUAGGAUCUAUAACUGGCAUUAAAAAUGUGAGGAUACCUGAAUUAUUGAACCAAUUGUGCAAUCAAUCGCAAGGAUCAAAUACAACUCGUCGAGACGCGUGUUACGGAUGCUUCUUCAGGGCUACCAGUCAAACCCUUGGAUACUCUUUAUUAAUGGCUAUCUCGAACUGUGCCGAUAUUUACCUCAAUAAUACCGAUUAUGGCCACUGUCAACAAUACUUGAGAAACGCCACGAGCAUGAUGAAUUCAAGAACGAGUGCUACGACGAUAUAUUGCUCGUUUCUCGAAUGCGUACGUCAAGUAAAUAAGGAUACUUUGCUCAGGGAAUGCGUCGGCGAAGCCAUAAGAAUAUUCCCCAAUUUCAACUUGACGGACGUCAAAUUAGCCCAAUUAUACGUGAACACGACCGCGUGUGUGCUGGCGAAAACACGUUGCUCUCAAAUGAAUCCGAUAACCGGAGAAUUUCAAGAAGACGAUCUGGCCAAUAAGCUCAACAUACCCACGGUCAACGCGGUGCUGGUCAACACGAAUUAUGACAUCAACAUCGUACAGCUACCAUUCCAUUCCAGUUCCAUCGACGUUUGCGCAAAAUAUAGAAACUACGAGCAGGCCAGCUGGCCAACCGUCAUGUGUUGAUUGAAAUUUUCUCGUUUAAGAAACGGCCUAGAAACGGUGGCCAACCAUGAUCAAUUUACAAUUAUACACACGCCAGCAUUAACCUCUAUUUAUAAUAUCGUAUUGUUCUAGAGAUAGAUCAUUGGAUCGAAACCUUGAAACUCUUCGAAAUUUUUUUACUACUUUUACAUAUAUAAUCCGAAACUGUAGAAUAAUUUAUGAUACCAUCGUUACGAUAUGAAUUUUACUCGUUUUUGAUUAAUAACGAUCCAACCGAGAUCAUUUUUAUUUCAUUGUUCCAUUAGGAUAGUUUGUAAAGAAAACAUGAUAUCUCCAUAUUACGAACAUUAGAUUAACACGAACAUCAGAAACACGAUGGAAAAAAAUAAUAAUCUCGGGAAUCAAUGUCUAAAUAACAAAUUAAUAACAAAUGAUCGUCCAUUGUGCGAGAAAAAAACGAUUUUUUAAAAUCGAAAGUACAGCGUAAAAUCGACGCGCGCUAAAACGAAUGUGACGAUCCUUCAGAAACCGUGACUGACUUAAUCUCGUGAGAGUCGUAAUAGCCGCGCGAAAGAAUGCACGAAUAGCGGUGUAAAUGGAUAAACGUAUCGUAGCCGGUUCAUCGGCGCCAAGUACCGGAUGCGGACAUUAAAAGAACGUUUACGAUAUUACUUAUCUCGUAGAGUGAUCGUAACGAAGCGGCCAAUAAACAAAUUUACGACAAAUCGUACGGUAGAAAAAGGUGAAACGACUACAUCGAUCCAUCGUAGAAACCGAGUUAUAUCAGUAUAACACGAAAUAAGAAAUAUCUCUUCAAAGGAGUAAACUCUGGGACGAGCCAGAGACGAAUUUCAGAUUUUACAUUUUGAUUACGUUUGAAUCAUCGAUUAUUAUCGUUAAUUUUGGAUUCUUUGAUCCAAGAGGAGGGUAAUAAUUAGACGUUAUAGAAGUUCGUUUAUAUGAAAUUGUCAGGGGACAAGAAACUUGGUACAACCAGGUCGUUUUAAUAGGAAUUUACCCAGUCCUUCUCACCAAGUAUGAUAUUUCGCUCAGUAAACAGAAGUUCAUGUUAAUAUGAGAGGAUUCCACGAAACAUUUUCACUUAAAUACAUAAUAACGUAUCUACGGCAAACACGAUAACUGCGUAAUGCUUACAAAAUUAAUUCUUCAUUUAUUCAGUAACAGAGAAUAAAAUGUAUGUUAUAUCAUA